Mugil cephalus (flathead mullet) is the source of this 3344-nucleotide messenger RNA. Its product is annotated as leucine-rich glioma-inactivated protein 1-like. NCBI's taxonomy places the organism in Eukaryota, Metazoa, Chordata, Actinopteri, Mugiliformes, Mugilidae. Gene Ontology annotation, molecular function: protein binding. Gene Ontology annotation, biological process: myelination. The record is from RefSeq and is a predicted model, not a curated record. Bases 554 to 2191 code for a protein of 545 amino acids. The transcript has 8 exons.
UCGUGUGCGUCUGCGCCACAGACGGCACUCCGCUGGCUCAUGUCAGUGCUUCGUUUUCUCCAGCUGAUUCACGAAAAAUUACACAAUUCCGCUGCCUAUUGGGCGGAAUCCUGCAGGAGCUUGACACGGACAGAGCGUUGUGUGUCGAAAUCAUAGGCGUGGUUUUAGAUGGAGAUGCGCCGUCUGCUCCCGCUGGGAUUCCCACCUGCCCACACCGCGUUGGUCAUCUUUCCAGCUGGUAUUCUGCUGAGCCUCGGACACUACAGUGGGCGUUUGAUGAAGUGUUGUCUUCGUCAGUGAAGAUAUAGAUUUGUGUGUGUGUGUGUGUGUGUGUGUGUGUGUCUGGGGUGUGGUGUAAUUACACGCACGGGACGCCCGGUUUUAACACUUCCCGAGCGGCGGCGACGCACGGCACUUGGCGGAGAUAAACAAGAGCGGACAGCGCGUCCCUUGGCCUCCAGGCAGCAGCAGUGGGAGAAGAACCACAGAGGAGACCCUGGUUCAUGUGUAGGGCUGUUCGACGUACAAGUCGUGCCCGCAGCGGUUCGCAGGAAUGGAGAACACACGCAAGGCAUCCAAAAGAUCACCCUGGCUUGGCUUACUUGUGGUGGCGUCUGUUUUACUUUUAGUGGACAGCAAGAGACCCAGGCAGCCGCGCUGUCCCUCAUCGUGUAUAUGUACCAAAGAUAACGCGCUGUGCGAAAGAACGGGGCUGAUCCCUCGCAGCUUCCCCCCCGAUGUCAUAUCACUAUCAUUCGUCAAGGCUGAAUUCACCGAAAUCCCGAAAGAGAGCUUCAUCCACACGCCUGCCCUGCAUCUCCUCCUCUUCGCAGUGAACAAUCUGGAAUCUAUAAACGAGGACGCUUUCCUCGGCCUUCCCCACCUAGAGUACCUAUUCAUUGAAAACAACAAAAUCACAUCGAUAUCACCAAAUGCUUUCCGAGGACUGAAAACCUUAGUGCACCUGAGUCUGGCCAACAACAAUCUCGAGACAUUGCCCAAAGAUCUGUUCAAGGGUCUCGAGGCCUUGACAAAAGUAGACUUGCGAGGGAACCAGUUCACCUGUGACUGUAAGCUGAAGUGGCUGGUGGAGUGGAUUUACAGCACCAAUGCCACCGUGGACCAGAUUUACUGCAAAGGCCCCGCCACGCAGCUGGACAAGAAGAUCAACGACCUGGUGCCACAGUCCUUCGACUGCAUCACGACAGAGUUUGCUUCCUACCAGUCCCUGAAGUUUGAAUCCAUAUCUGUGGAAGCGUUUUCUUUCAAGAAUGACCAGUAUGUGGUGUUCGCGCAGCCCUUCAUCGGGAAGUGCAGCUUUCUAGAGUGGGAUCACGUGGAGAUGGUGUUUAGAAACUUUGAUGACAUUGACAGCACAUCCACAGUGAUCUGCAAGCCUCUGGUCAUCGACAACCAGCUGUUUGUCAUCGUGGCUCAGCUGUUUGGCGGCUCACACAUCUACAAGCGUGACACCUCUGCCAACAAAUUCAUCAAGCUCCAAGGCAUCGACAUCCUGAAAAUCCGCAAACCGAACGACGUCGAGACGUUCCGCAUCGACGGGGAAUCUUUCUUCGUCAUAGCCGAUAGCUCCAAGGCCGGGUCCACCACCAUCUACAAGUGGAACGGCAACGGUUUCUACACCCACCAGUCCCUCCACCCAUGGUACCGGGACACCGACGUGGAGUUCAUGGAGAUCUCCUCCAAGCCGCACCUGAUCCUGUCCAGCACCUGCCAGAGGCCCGUCAUCUAUCAGUGGAACAAAGGCACCAAGCUGUUUGACAGACGCACCGACAUCCCAGAGAUGGAGGACGUUUACGCCGUGAAGCAUUUCCAGGUCAAAUCCGACCUUUUCAUCUGCCUGACCCGCUUCAUUGGGGACUCCAAAGUGAUGCGCUGGGACGGGGCCCUCUUCAGAGAACUGCAGACCAUGCCCUCUCGUGGCGCCAUGGUGUUCCAGCCUUUCGCUGUGGGCAGCUGGCAGUACGCCAUCCUGGGCAGCGAUUACUCUUUCACCCAGGUGUACCGCUGGGACGCCAAGAAGGGCGAGUUUGUCCGCUUCCAGGAGCUGAACAUCCAGGCGCCGAGGGCCUUCUCUCCAGUGUCCAUAGAUAACCGCCAGUUCCUGCUGGCCUCCAGUUUCAAAGGGAAAACUCAGAUCUAUGAGCACCUGGUCAUUGAUCUCAGUAACUGAGUGUGUGUUUUCUGCCCGACUGAUUGGUCGUUUGGUCAUUUCCGUGUUUUACGUGUCUGAAGAAGGCAGCAGCUAGUGCUAAACAACUCCGAAAGUGUUGAUCCUAACUUGAGAAAGGCAGGCAUUGCUCAUACUCAUUUUUAAAUCUUCCAUUGAAGUAAGUGCACGACAUGUUUAAAGGCCGACCAAAUAUAUUUGUCUAUUUGAUGCAUGAGUUCAAUGCAUGCAUCUCAAGUUAGGAUUAGACGCAACACAUUGUCAAAUCAUUAAUGCAUGACCAGGGGGGCACAGGCCAUCCCAUCCACAUUAAUGCAACAUCCACGUUCCAUCAGCUCAUUAAACCUAACACUGGUCAGUAAGGUUUUAGUUCUUCAGCCUUUCAUGCCACUCAGCAACGUUUAUACAUUUGUAAUCUCAUAUAUUUAUCUAGAGAGUGAGAAUAAUAUGGUACUUUUUAACCUGUUAACACGUUUAACUGAACAAAUCUGCCAAAAUGAAAUGUUUACACUUUUCUGUCUUUCCAUUUGUAUGCUGAAAGAUUUGUAAAUGAAGCUUUUGUAAGUUUAAGAGGGACCACGGCCGUCGAAUACAUUUGUUACAGAUUUGAGAUUAUGCAUAUAAUUUAACAAAAUAUACCAACAGAAAUGUUUGAGAUUUUACCAGUAUAUUCCUGCAGUUCGCAUUUUUAUCAUUAAUGGUUUGUAUAAUGUUUAAAGUGUUGAAAAUACUGUUUUUAAGAACCGGGGGAACACUCUGGGAAAAUGAAAAUUGAAGAUAUUGUUCAUAAUGCUUUACCUUUGGCUUACAUGUACACAAAAAUACAUCUGCUGUGUCACGACUGGGACUAAUAUCAUGCUAUUUAGAGUCAAUAAAGGUUUCAUCUGAGCUCCCUACUGGCACUGUAUAGCACAACGUGACUUUAUCCCGCUCCUCCAAACAAAACAACACACACUAAACUACCACAUUUGCUUCAUUACUUCAGGGAAGUCAUUAGUUACGCACUCAUGACAAAUAACAAAAAUAAAAUAAGUACAAACAAAUAAAAUCCUUUUUAUUUUCUCCAACAAAGUGCACGCCUCAAAUCUACAAAGCAGCACAUUACAAUGUAAUGGAAUAAAUACAAUAAAAUCCGCUGAAUUAAAAAAAAAAAAAA